GGAGAGUUUGCAACAGGGCAGCACCGACAGAGACGAGGCAACACUCCUCACAGAGCUGAGAGCGCACAAGGCAGAACACGGUCCUGGUGAAGCUCUCAUUCUGACAACAGGGAAGGAUUCAAUACACCAAACUUGGUGGAUUACUCUCCCAUACACCAGUAAAUACCGCUGUAUGGCAUGAGAAGCAGAUGGGAUGGAGGAGGACAUGGAAACAGAAUCCUUAAGUCUUCUGAUAGGAGACUCCGAUGAGCAUCAGGAUCAGGAUGAGGACAUUACUGAUCGUUUUACAGACGAGGCUGAUACGCCGAUGGAAAUAAAUCCAGCAUCUGAGAGUGCUUCAUCAACUGGAGAAAAAUUGGUGCCUGAGCUUACGGUUGUGGUGAUUGGUGACACAAAUUCAGUGCAGCCUGGAUCAAGAAACCUCUUACUCGCCCAUGACGACCAAGCAGCUGCAGUAGAUGAUUGCAUACACUUUUCAUUCAAAUUGUAUGACUUGUGUGGUCGGCACAUAUCUGUGAUUAACUUACUUGGCCUUCAGAAUGCUGAGCAGCUGGAACAGGAGUCACUGCUGGGUCACAUUGAUCAGAUUGUACAUGAGCAGGGAAUUCAUGCCUUUCUCUUGCUGAUAUCAAAUGGUCAGCAUGUCAGCCACUACACUUCAGGAGUGCAGCGGUUAGAACAAAUAUUUGGGAAAGAAUCACUUGCUUUUGCCAUUACUGUUGUGACUCAUGGCUCAGAUGAAAAAUGUGACAGUGCUCUGACAGACCUGAAAGCCAGUAGUGAAUUAGAUGAAAAAAGGUACCACACAUGUUCAAAACAUAUGAGUGAUGAAAAAGAGAUAAUGGCUUUAAUAGAAAAAAUAGAUGUCAUGGUCUCUGACAAUGAGCCAAACCGCUACAGAGGAGCAGUGUGCACUCAAAACAAAGAGCAGCAGCUGAUAAUGGAUCAAAAAACCAGUGAAGAAGAGAGGACCAGCGACUCUGUGGUUCAUCAAACGGCUGAAAGUGAUGAAGAGGAGGAUAAAUUGGAGGAUGCAGUAGAAACCAAGAAUAAGUGUGAACCAGUUAGUGAACCUGAUGGUGUCAUAAACUCAGAGACGAAUGAAACUGCUGAGCAAGAUAACAAGACAAUAACAAGAGAUUCUGAAAUCGAGUCUGUUGACACAUCUGCUGCAAAUGAGAAAGGUUGCAUAAAUGAAUAUACAGAUGAAGACAAAGAUCAGGAUGGAGAGACACAACUCUAUGAAAACUCUAUGAAGAAUUCAGAAGAGAUCACCUCAGCGGAGCAAAGUCAAAGAGACAUUGACACAUUGCUUAGCAGACUUCGCCUCGACAAUUACAAAAAUCAACAGAAGUUGACACUAGAAAAUUUUCUUAGCUUAGGCCCACCCGUAAAACAGCACCAAGAGACAUCUGAGCAGGACUUAGCUCGAACCUUUCUUCAGAGGUUGAUGAUGCUAGACCACAGAGCCAGAUACAUCCUUGUAGAACAGAACAGUGCUGAGGAGAGUCAUCCAAACAAAGUGCAAACUGCCAACAGUACGGAUGCAGAUGAAAAUGAUUUUGAUGUUUUUUUCAGCACUGUUCCAAACACUGAUCAACAUGACAGACAUGACAUUCAUCCAAUGGAUGUUCAGAUGGCAGUAUUUCACAGCUCAGAUAAUUUUCUCAGGCAGAACAUGGUUACCAAGUUAUCACAGUGUCAGUACGCCUUACCUCUGCUUGUGCCUGAUCCAUUCAAAAUGGAUAUUGAGUGUCCUCUGUGGACAUUGAGACAAAUAAGAAAAAGCUGGAAGAGGACAGAUAACUCAAACAUUGUCACAAUGAGCAAUAUUCCUAUCUAUAAAGCUGAGACACCCAUGGUGUCAUUUUUCCGUCUUGGUUCAAUCUCAUCAUCUAAAUCUCAGCUGAUGAACGCUUUAAUCAAUAACCGUCACAACACAUUCUUUCAUAGGAACUGCCCAGGCAACAGCAAGUCUCGCUACUUGAUGGAUGGUGUGGCAGAGAUUGCCUGGUACUGCCCUGCUGGAAAAUCUAAUGAUGCUUUCAGUGACUGUAUUGCCUUCUGCAAUCUUCAUGGUGAUGCUCUAGCACAUGAAAAACAGCGUGACAUACUGAUUGAAAAAGCUUCAGUCAAUGUUGUUCUACUACCAACUGUGAAAAAAGGUGGCAAAAGUUCAGCAAUUAUUUCAGCUCUUCUCAAGUCUCCAAAGCCUCUCAUCUGUCUCAUUGCUGAUAAUGACAGCGCUGCAAUUCAGAAGAAACCUGGAAAAUACAUGAUGGGUCUGAAAGACAAAAGUCAGUCAGAUGUACCUGAAGAACUCAAAAAAAUCCUCAGAAAAAUGUUGUCUGUGCAAGAUGUGUCCUUCAAGCUUGAAACUAUGGCCAAUGUCCCUGGGAUCAGAGUGGAUGAAAAUGAUGGGGUCUGCUUAGAAGGGAAAUGUGCUGCUUUACAGAUACUCGAAUUGUUUCAUGAGUUGGAUGUGUCAAAGAUCAAAGAGACAUUUCUCCAAUGUCAAGGCCAAUUGUGGCAUGAGUGGUGCAACAAAAACAAAGAACUAUAUCACCUCAGGGGACAAAUUGAGAAGCAAAAAUGUCAGAGACAGCAAGAACUGAAGCAAAUACGACAAAAACAAUAUCAGAUUCCGUCCAGUCCCCUUAUGCAGUUAUUUACUGAAAAUCUCCAGAAGCUGUCAUCAAAUGAGAAAAUAUAUUUCCUGAAGUGGACUGGAAUCUUACUGGAUGACCUAUCCACAGAUGACCUCUCUGCGAUUCUCCAACAAUAUGAUAACAAGUGGUGUGAGGUCUUGGCUUUGAGGAAGAAACAUGAGAAAUCAGAUCAGUUAAAAAAUCUGCAAAUUGAGCUUGAAGAAAUAUCAACAAAACUCCAGUCAGCAACAUUUGGAUUAGAGCACAUCUUUAGGGAAAUGGGACAGCUCUACGAAGCCCGUGCAUCUCUGACGAAUAAAAUAAAGAGAGGACAGACUAAUUGGUCCAUGUACCCUGAACUGGCUGCAGAGCUGAUGAUAUCAGGACACCCAAUGGAGCUUCUGGAUGGUGAUGCUGGUCACGUGCCAUUAACUUGGAUCAGUAGUGUUUUUGAUGUUGUCAUCGAGAAACUGGGAGACAAGCAAGUUUUUGUUUUGUCAGUUCUAGGCCUCCAAAGCAGCGGAAAAUCAACAAUGCUGAAUGCCAUGUUUGGGUUGCAGUUUGCUGUAAGUGCUGGCAGGUGCACAAGGGGUGCCUUCAUGCAGCUUGUGAAAGUUUCAGCGGAGAUUCAGAAAGACUUUAAGUUUGACUAUGUUCUAGUUGUGGACACUGAAGGACUGCGUGCUCUGGAGUUGGAAGGGAACACCAAUCUUCACCAUGACAAUGAACUGGCAACAUUUGUCAUUGGUCUUGGAAACUUGACUUUGGUCAACAUUUUUGGAGAAAAUGCAGCUGAGAUGCAAGAUAUCCUUCAGAUUGCUGUACAGGCAUUCAUGAGGAUGAAGAAGGUCAACCUGUCACCAAGCUGUGUGUUUGUACACCAGAAUGUUACUGAUAUUGGAGCUGGAGAGAGAAACAUGGAAGGAAGGAGGCGCUUACAAGAAAAACUGGACAAGAUGGCCCAACUAGCUGCCAAAGAGGAGGUUUGUGACGCUGAGUGCUUCAGUGAUGUCAUUGCAUUUGAUGUACAAAAAGAUGUUAAAUACUUUGCCCAACUGUGGGAGGGAAGUCCACCUAUGGCCCCUCCAAACCCAGGUUACAGCGAGAGCAUCCAAGAGCUGAAGAACAUCAUUCUCUCAAAAGCAUCAAAGUCUAAUGGGAUGACUCUUUUACAAUUCAAAAAUCGCAUUCUGGACCUCUGGAAGGCCUUGCUGAAUGAACACUUUGUUUUCAGUUUCAAAAACACACUUGAAAUUGCAGUGUACAGAAAACUUGAGGCUCAGUAUGGGAACUGGACUUGGAUGUUGAGGGAAGCCCUGCUGAACAUCGAAAACCAACUUCAUAACAGAAUUGAAAAUGAAAACCUUGACAAGGUUGAUCACAGUUAUCUCAUAAAGGAGAUGACCACUUCUCAUGAAGAAGUCAAAACAGCUAUGAAGACAUACUUUGAUGAAAAUGAAGACAAAGAAAUGUUGGCUCAAUGGCGAGGCCGAUUUGAAAGCAAAAUAAAGGAGUUUCAUGAUGAACAAAUGAAGGGAGUUAAAAGAAAACUGGAGGAGGUUAUCCAGCAGAAGAAAGCUCGCAAAAAGCUAGAUGAUAAGAAGACAGACUUUGAGAACAAACUGCUACAAAAGAGCAAAGAGUUGGCUCGUGAGUUGAGAGACAUGGCCAAAAAUGAGGGACUUGAACUUGAACUUGAUGUAGAACAUCAGUUCAACAGUGUCUGGGAUGUGUGGGUCAAUGAAUUAACUGAAGGUACCGGACGGAUAAAGAAUAUUGACAUAGAAGAGGAAGAGUUUUGUGUUCUUACAGAGCUUGGUAUUGAAUCAUCUCUUAUGCACGAACGCAAAGACUCUGGUAAAUACAAAAAGAUAUCAACAAUUGGGAAUUUUAUUGAUUAUGUGACCCUUACCAAGCACCAAGAUCUUGGAGACAAAAGUGAACAAUCUGAAGACACUGAGAGGGAGACCAAGGAGACAAAAAGACAAAGAAAAAAUAUUGUAACCCGAUUAUGGGAGGGUAUCAAAAAAUCCUUUGGAUUUGGACCAGAAGUACAACUAGACUCAAGCAGUGCUUUGCCGCAUGAAGAACAACGAGCAAUCAGAGAUCUCAUUAGAUAUGUUGAAAAAGUGACCAUGGACAUAAUUAAAAGCAAAUCUGUGGCUACAAGAGGCUACAACAGGACUUACUUGCAUGAAGUACUCAAAAUAGUGAAAGAAAAACUGCAAGACUCUGAAUCAAGGAAGAAGCCUUUUGCAUUUAAGAAUGAGUUUAAAGUGGAUCUCUUACUGUAUGUUUGUGACAUUGCAUGGAAUCAGCUUUUAAAGUCUCACCACAAUUUCAGGAAUAACAAUGAUGCACUCAUGUAUUUGGAAAGCAAGAAAAAACAAUAUUAUAGCAUAUUUGUGAGCUAUUGUAAAAAUAACUCCUCUGCUGCUGUGCUUGCUGAGUUGAUUGGUGGCCAACUGGAGGCUUCUGUCGAUGAGGCUGUGUACAACAAGACUGCCAUUGACCUGGCCGGAGAGAUGAAGUCUAGUUUCCCACCUUUCACUGGAAACAAGGUAAACUUAGAGAAACACAUUUUGCAAUCACUAGCAGAAGAAGAGGACUUUGACAAAUACAUGAUGUACAUUCAGCACCCAAGGAAACUAGUAGAGAGUUUCAUAAAAAAGGCUGUAAAGGAAUACAUCUCCACCCAACAGGACAAAGUAGAUAGUAUACUCAAGAAAAACGUGACCAGCACAAUGCAGCUUUUGAGUCGAGCAGUGCACAGUGCAACAGAGAAAGUUAGAAGUCAAAGAGGAAACACUGACAUGUGGAUGGGGGAGUUUUCCAGAUUGUUAAAAGAUCACCUCAAGUUUAAUACUAACUGUUUGCAGAAUUUUAGUGAUAUAGACAAUUUUGACUUUCUCAAGGAGGAGCUAGACAAAGGCCUUGAAACUGUUAGUGAGAAGAUGGGAAGCCUCUCAGUGCACCGCAUGGAGGAAUUCAGUGUGAGGCCUGAUGAAAUUCUCAUUGACCAACUGUGCAGUUCCUGCUGGGCACAGUGUCCUUUCUGUAAUGCCAUUUGCACCAACACUCUGGAGGAUCACAGCCCUGAUGACCACUGUGUCCCUUUUCAUCGCCCUUAUGGAAUCAGUGGGUGGCACUAUAGAGGUACAGUGGAAUUUAGCAUCAAUUUCUGCUCAACAUCAGUUGCAAGUGAUCAUCAUUUUUACCCUCAUUAUAAUUCAGAACAGAGCAUUCCAUUUAAACUAUACCGAACUGCAGGACCUAAAUAUGCUCACUGGAGUAUUACACCUGAUGAGUCCAAGCUGAUAUAUUGGAAGUGGUUUGUAUGCCGAUUUCAGAAGGAACUGGAGGAACACCAUGGAUUGAAAUUCCAGAACAGAGGAGAAAUUCCCAGCGAGUGGAAGUCUCACACCAAAGAAGAAGCUAUCAAAAGUUUGGAGAACAUGUGAAGUCUGUCCUCCCUCAGCAGGAGAUUCGCAAAGCCUCAUUUUGCCCUUAUCUCUGAGAGAUUAGUGUGUCUGUGAAGGACAAAUGGGAAAAGACAGCAAAAUAUCACACUGUUGGAGAGAAAUCUGAGUUCUGAAUCAGUCAGAUAUUAAUGAAUUCAUCAGUGUCUUACAUUGUAGGACACUGUACUUACAUUAAGAAGUAGGGAAAUGGCACUGUGUGGAAUGGCAGCAAAGGAGAAUAAAUAUAUAUACAUAUAGUUAUGCUGUUAGUUUGCCAAUAAAGGAGGAAGACUAAAUGUAUUACACACAGUAAGAUGAAUCAUGAUGUUUUUGUUUUUUUUUCAUUUGAUUAAAAUGUGGAAUUUGUUUGUUUAAACAAGAUGUAUGCAAUUAUGUUGCAAGGAAACAACUGCAUACACUGUCAGAGUUUAUUGACAUAUCUUCAGCUUUCUUUAGCUUUUUCACUAUUAUCUAUAAAUUGCAUCUGAUAGUGUUUCUGACAUGUAACACAAGUAUUGUUAUCUUUGUUUUUAGAUAUAUUUCCUAGCAUAUAUUUAUAUUACAGUGUGUAUUGCAGCUGUAUUACCUAAUUCGUAGAAUACAUUGUGUGUGUUUGGAAUUAAAGAAUGGAUAUGUAUGUUUCCAAUAUUUUUAAGUUUUGUAUUGAACUAUGUGUUGCUUAAACAGUUUCUUAUAUCUUACAUAUCUUAAUAUUUUUUAUCCGUGCAUAUUAUAUCAGUUUGUUUUUCAUACUGUUGCUCUGUGUGAGGUUCAGCAGAGACAUUUAUUAUGAGAAGUGACGAAUACAAGCCAUCAUCUGAUUUUUUUUCUUUUUUCUUAAGCUUUUAGUGUUUUACUUUUUUUCUACAAUUUCAAAAUCGGUGUGACAUAACAGAAAUAUUAUAUUUGUGGUCUAUGUUUUUUAUGAGGCUGAAAUUGCAUGUUUUUUAUAAGGAAUUACAUUUUUU
Molecule: messenger RNA, 7077 nt
Organism: Myripristis murdjan (pinecone soldierfish)
Lineage: Eukaryota; Metazoa; Chordata; Actinopteri; Holocentriformes; Holocentridae
Product: interferon-induced very large GTPase 1-like
Exons: 8
Coding region: 194-6109 (1971 amino acids)
Molecular function (GO): GTP binding
Source: RefSeq, a predicted model, not a curated record